AUGUCGAUGAUUCCGAGCAUGUAUUACAGCGGUCGCACCGUUCAUCAUGAGCCUUACUACCACCAUCAAACAGUUCGGGAUCCGUUCCAAGAAUUCCGGUACGGCGGGAGCAGCCUUGUUUCGGCAGUGGCCACGCCUGUUUUCCCCUCCGAAUCGCGGUUUGAGCUCACGAAGCUGGACUGGAAGGAGACCCCGGAAGCUCACGUGUUCGUAACGGAACUUCCGGGGCUGAAGAGGAACGAAGUGAAGGUGGAAGUGGAGGGGAGAGUGCUGUGCAUCCGCGGUGAGAAGAGCAUGGAGAAAGAAGUGAGCGCGUACAUGUGGCAGCGCGUGGAACGUAGCAGUGGGUCGUUUGUGAGGCGUUUCAAGCUGCCUGAUAAUGCGAAGCUGGAUAAGCUGACAGCGUACUUGGAGAACGGGGUGCUGACCAUCACGGUUCCUAAGAAAGAAGCCAAACACUGCCCUAGAAGAAGCGUUGAGAUCCAUGGUGGCGAGUGAUCGGUUUCCCUUUUGCUUAACAAUUUCAUAGGGAAAAGUCUUGAUGGCCUUAUUAUAAAUAAAGAAAUCUCAUAUCAAAACGUGUGUGCUCCACUUAUUGUCUAAGACUUAAGGAAUGAUGUAUUAAAGGGUUUGAGAUUAUGUGAUUAAGUAUAAGUAUGGUGCUAAGAUGGUUGUC
Molecule: messenger RNA, 676 nt
Organism: Hibiscus syriacus
Lineage: Eukaryota; Viridiplantae; Streptophyta; Magnoliopsida; Malvales; Malvaceae
Product: 18.1 kDa class I heat shock protein-like
Exons: 1
Coding region: 1-498 (165 amino acids)
Biological process (GO): response to salt stress; protein folding; response to heat
Source: RefSeq, a predicted model, not a curated record